UACCACCCACAGAACUCACCCUGACUUUGGCGACAGUGGACCUCGGCGACAGUGGACCUCGGCUGUGCCACCACUGGAAUUGAAGUAAAUUAUUCAAUUAAGCACCACAAUGUUUUCCAUUUCACCGAUAACAGUGGCAGUUACGAGUGAUGUGUUGAAUACAGAAGAACUACAACGACGGGCAAUGCGUGAAUCAAGAAUAGACACUUGCUACAUAGCACUGGGAGGCUUGGCGGUAGGAGUGGCUGUGAUGAUAUUAGUAGCUGUGGUGACAUUGAUAGGUCUCUACACUUCACAAGCCAACCGUAUUCUCAUCCUUACCAUUGUGGCUAUCACCUCCGUCGCUCUUAUCAUCAUCUGUUACGUUAAACCUCUAGAUACUUCGUGUUUAUCACAGAGGAAGGAGGACGUUAAGGCAGCUGACGAUCCACCUUCGUACGCGGAUGUACUCAAGGCAGAAGUACCUCCCCCAGCCUACUACACGGUGGUAACGGAAGAUCUGUACUUCCCCACCGUCGCUCCUACCACCAUGGGGGCUGGCUUCUAUCUGCCAGAGACACCGCGUACCAAACAUGGAGCUACUACUUGCAAGAUGCCAAGAGGCACCCCGACCCUGCGUAGAUGGUAUAUUGCGUCGACUCACAGCCCAUCCAACGUCAGGUCCUCUACUAACCCCUCCGUUAUCACGUCCUUUGGUAGCCCCGUGAUCAUCAGCUCGUCCAGUAGCCCUAUCGUCAUCAGGUCCCCCAUUAGCCCCAUUUUCAUAAAUUCAUUUGACAGCCCCACUGUUAUCAGGUCAAUGGAUAACCACGUAUCUGUCGGGUCAAUUAAGAGUACCCCUGUUCUUAGUUCACUUUCGGGCUCCGCCUUUAGCAGGUCCCCAAGUAGCCCUGCCCUUGGUAAGCUGGGGAGCAGCCCCACUCUGACCCAGCACUCUAGUAAGGCGUCCAUAUUCAAGUCACCUAGUAGCCCCACUUUGGGGAAGUCUCUUAGCAGGUCGUCUGAUAGCCCCAUCGUCAGCUGGCCAUGUGGCAGCCCCGUCGUCAGUAUGUCGUGUGGCAGCCCCAUCGUCAGUAUGUCGUGUGGCGGCCCCAUCGUCAGUAUGUCGUGUGGUAGCCCCAUCGUCAGUAGGUCGUGUGGCAGCCCCAUCGUUAGUGGGGCGUGUGGCAGCACCAUCGUUAGUAGGUCGUGCGGCAGCCCCAUCGUUAGUAGGUCGUGUGGCAGCCCCAUCGUUAGUGGGGCGUGUGGCAGCCCCAUCGUUAGUAGGUCGUGUGGCAGCCCCAUUGUCAGUAGGUCAUCUGGCAGCCUCAGCGCCAGCAAAUCAUCUGGCAACCUCAGCAGGUCGUCUGGCAGCCCCAUCUUCAGCAAAUCAUCUGGCGGCCUCAGAGUCAGCAGGUCAUCUGGCAACCUCAUUGUCAACAGGUCGUCUGGCAGCCUCAACGUCAGCAGGUCAUCUGGCAGUCUCAACAUCAGCAGUUCGUCAGGCAGCAUCAACAGGUCAUCCGACAGCCCCCGUGCCAUCGCAUCGUCAGGCAACUCCGUCUUCAGUUACGAGAGUAGAGCACACCGUCACGGAGGUCUUCAGGCAGUGUCAGGUGCGGAGGUGGAGAGACAGAGUAACCAAAGGCCGCAGCAUCUUGGUGUCAUCCUUAACGUGGCGGGUCUACAAACUGCACCAAAACCCCUGGGCAACCACAACGCGUCACCAACAGGUAGAACCAGGAACAUAAUGGAUUCACAAAUAUAUUGGUACAAUAUGUACUGUUAGACGAUUUGGUUAGCAAGAGGUGCAGUUAGUUUUUGGGAUUAAGAAUAAAAAAAAACACUGUCAAUUGUAUAGAUCAUGGACAUAAAGCAAUAGCUUUAUAAAUGGCUCACAGUAUACUGAUGUUUCUCGUGUGCAUGUAAGACUCGUCAGUAUCACUAAGAAACGCUUUUUUCCUUCAUUAGAUGCUUGUCAUAACAUAAGUAGCAUUGAACUCUUUUAUGAUAGAUGCUAUCACUUACAGUACAGCAUUACAGACAUCCUUCUGUAAAUUAAGCAGAAACCUAAUUGCUUACCUAUUGCUUACUAUACUUACACUAAAGGAACAAGUAUACAGUAAUGGUAAUUCUAUCGAUAACCGUGCUAGGCAGAUGAAUCACAAAUUUAGACAAAGUGACGAUUUUCAAAUGGUAAAUUUGUAAAAUACUUUCUUAGAAAUAUUUGUGUACAUUGUUUGGGGGGUGUUUUGUUUUGCCUUCCCAGGAGUUACAAUACAAUGACCAAAACACAUUACAUGGAUCUGUAAUAAAUAACUUUUUUUUCUCUAAAACAACUGAGAUAACUGGUGCGCGAAACCUUGAACUUCGGACAACAUGAUGCAUCUUGAUUACUGCACUGUACUUUCAGGGUUCAACUGUCACCAGACGCCGCUCGAGUCGUGUUGCUCAUGGAGUCGCGAUAAGCACUUUGUUUACUAUGCAAAUUUAAAUCUUCACAUUAUUCAGCUACAACUGUGUCUCACCUCUACAUGGAAGUAUAGUGUUUGACACAUUUAUUGAAAAUUUUUGAAACGCCUCUACGUCUUUGGGUUGGGUUGAAAUAAUUAUAUAUUAGUUGUAAACACAAGUACGAGUUAUUUGUUGCAAUGUAUUUAAAGCAAAUAUACAUUUAAAAUAUU
Molecule: messenger RNA, 2663 nt
Organism: Homarus americanus (American lobster)
Lineage: Eukaryota; Metazoa; Arthropoda; Malacostraca; Decapoda; Nephropidae
Exons: 2
Coding region: 110-1768 (552 amino acids)
Source: RefSeq, a predicted model, not a curated record